AUGGAAGAUAAAAGCCUGAGCGAGAUACUUGCGGUAAAAGAUCUGGCAAAAAUAACGAAAUUAAACGAGAUGUCUGAUGUCAAACCGUUUAAAUUAAAGGUGUAUAAAAAAAGAUGGAUAAUACUAAUCAUCUAUAUGAUUUAUAAUGCAACGAAUUCUUCUCAAUGGAUAGAAUAUUCGAUUAUAAGCAAUAUAGUUACUAGGUAUUAUGGAGUGUCUUCGUUAAUGGUUGACUGGACUUCGAUGAUAUUCAUGGCAACUUAUGUAGUGUUUGUAUUUCCAGCGUCGUACGUGAUAGACAAGUGCGGUCUGCGAUGGACCAUUAUUAUAGGUACCGCGUUAAACUGUCUAGGUGGCUGGAUAAAAACCUUUUCCGUUCAUCCUGGCAAGUUUUACGUCGCCUUUAUCGGUCACACGGUAGUUGCGCUCACGCAGACUUUGAUCCUGCCGAUACCGGGACGCUUGGCCGCGCAAUGGUUUCCUUCUACCGAACUGUCAACCGCCACGUCUUUGGGUAUUUUGGGCAAUCAAUUGGGAAUAGCGUUGGGUUUUCUCUUAGUGCCUAUAAUGGUAAAAAAUCACGAUAAUCUGGAUGAUAUUGGCAAAGAUUUGACAAGGUUAUGCUGGAUCAUUGCAAUCAUUGGCACAAUUGUAUUCGGUCUGGUUCUUAUACUAUAUCAGAAUGAACCAAAACUGGCGCCGAGCGAGACGCGGGCGCUACAAGAAUUAAAUCGGGCGAAAAAAAGAGAAGAAUUUAUGGCGCCGAUUAAAAGGCUCUGCAAAAACAAAAACUACAUGAUGCUUUGUAAUUGCUACGGUUUAAAUGUCGGCGUACUGGACGUCGUGUCUACAUUACUCAAUCAGAUAUUCCUCGCACACUUCGAGAAUGGAGAAGAAGACGCAGGCAGAAUUGGCUUAGCUAUAAUUCUGACUGGCAUGGCAGGAUCCGUUAGUUUCGGUAUCAUCCUUGAUAAAACGCACAAAUUCAAAGAAACUGCCGUGACUGUAUAUUUUCUUGCAUUCGUUGGUCAAAUAUUAUUCGCGGUGUUUACUUGUUUGGGCAUAAAAUGGAUGGUAUACGUGUCGGCAAUAUUUUUAGGGUUUUUUGUGUCGGGAUAUUUGACAUUAGGAUACGAAUUGAGCACUGAAUUUACGUAUCCGGAAACGGAAAAUAUACCUGCAGGAUUUCUCAAUGUGACGACCUCCAUAUACGGCAUCAUUCUCAUUGCAAUAUUUGGAAUAAUACUAAACGCAUAUGGCGAUAUUCCCGUGCACAUCGGUUUAUGCUUGACUUUGCUGCUCGGUGCUAUUUUAACCGCAAUAACGAAAGACGAACAAAGACGACAAGAUGCGAGAAAGAAGGCUCAAUACGAAGGAAUCGCGAAAAUGAAGAAUGUCAACGAUGUUCUAGAAACAACUCAACUAACUAAUAGCGUUAAUUAAUAGACACGUUGCAAAUGAUAUAUCAAAUCUUUCAAUAAUAAUAAAUUUUCUAACAAACA
This is a messenger RNA of Solenopsis invicta (red fire ant), 1502 nucleotides long. RefSeq names its product feline leukemia virus subgroup C receptor-related protein 2. The record is from RefSeq and is a predicted model, not a curated record. Bases 1 to 1443 code for a protein of 480 amino acids. Gene Ontology annotation, biological process: heme export; transmembrane transport. Gene Ontology annotation, molecular function: heme binding; heme transmembrane transporter activity. The transcript has 7 exons. Gene Ontology annotation, cellular component: membrane. Lineage: Eukaryota; Metazoa; Arthropoda; Insecta; Hymenoptera; Formicidae.